Vombatus ursinus (common wombat) is the source of this 873-nucleotide messenger RNA. Its product is annotated as mitochondrial dicarboxylate carrier-like. The record is from RefSeq and is a predicted model, not a curated record. The transcript has 11 exons. Gene Ontology annotation, biological process: phosphate ion transmembrane transport; malate transmembrane transport; succinate transmembrane transport. The coding region runs from base 1 to 873 and encodes 290 amino acids. Gene Ontology annotation, molecular function: malate transmembrane transporter activity; succinate transmembrane transporter activity; thiosulfate transmembrane transporter activity. NCBI's taxonomy places the organism in Eukaryota, Metazoa, Chordata, Mammalia, Diprotodontia, Vombatidae.
AUGGGCAAGAAAAUUGUGUUCCGCUGGGACUUUGGAGGAUUGGCUUCUGCUGGAGCCACUUGUGUGACCCAUCCUCUGGAUCUGAUCAAGGUCCAUCUUCAGACUCAGCACAGAGCAAAUAUUGGCUUUGCUGGCAUGACAGUGAGGGUGAUUAGCGUCAGUGGCUUUAUGGCACUUUACAAUGGGCUCUCUGCCUCACUCUGUAGACAGCUGACCUAUUCUGUGACUCGCUUUGCCAUCUAUCACUCACUUCGGGACCAUGUGAUACACGGCCAGAAGCAGCACCUGCCCUUCUAUCAGAAGGUGUAUAUGGCAGCCCUUGGAGGUUUUGUUGGCGGGUUUGUGGGGACCCCAGCAGAUAUGGUGAAUGUUAGGAUGCAGAAUGAUGUGAAGAUGCCAGUGCACCUGAGGAGGAAUUAUUCCCAUGUGCUGAACGGGAUGACUCGUAUAAUUCGAGAAGAGGGGUUUUCGACAUUAUUCUCUGGUGCUACCCUGGCAUCAGGGCGAGGGGCUUUGAUGACAGUGGGACAGGCAUCCUGCUAUGACCAAAUCAAGCAACUGGUGCUCACCUCGACUUCCUUCUCAGACAGCCUCAGCAUCCACAUUAUAGCCAGUUUCAUUGCUGGUCUGUAUGCCACCUUGCUAUGUCAGCCCUUGGAUGUGCUCAAGACUCGAAUGAUGAAUGCCCAGGAUUAUGAUAGUAUCAUUCAUUGUGUAUCAGAGACAGCCAAAUUGGGACCUCUGGCAUUUUACAAGGGUAUGUUCCCUGCUGCUAUCCGCCUGAUACCACGUACCAUUUUAACCUUCGUCUUCUUGGAGCAACUUCGGUUAAACUUUGGAAUCCCAAUAAAAAGUGACUUGGGUCAAGACUGA